This is a messenger RNA of Syzygium oleosum, 1068 nucleotides long. Its product is annotated as glutamate receptor 2.6-like. The coding region runs from base 1 to 1068 and encodes 355 amino acids. Lineage: Eukaryota; Viridiplantae; Streptophyta; Magnoliopsida; Myrtales; Myrtaceae. The transcript has 2 exons. The record is from RefSeq and is a predicted model, not a curated record.
AUGGGUUUUCAUCAAACCUCAUUGAACAGAAGUACGAGACACAUUUUGUCCAUUUCGAAGCUGUUUCUCCUGCUCUCGCCGCUCCUCGUCCCGAGCUACUCCAGUGCAGCCACCAAAGUCAUAGAUGAGAGGAGCGCGUUCAAAGUGGGCGUGAUUCUCGAUUUGGACUCACGUCUCGGCGACCAAAUGCGUAUGGCAAUCGAAAUAGCAUUCCAAGAUGUGAACAGCAUCUCAUCAUCAGGAAGUCAUUACAUAAAGCCAUAUUACAUAAACUCCCACGCGAAGGCCCUUCAAGCAAUUUCGGCCGCUGAAAUGCUGAUCAAAAGGAAGAAUGUGAAAGUUAUUAUCGGCUUGGAGACAUGGGAGAGAGCAACUUUAGUGGCCGAAAUUGCUAAUCAAUCUCAGGUACCAGUCAUAUCCUUUGUGAGAGACCACAUAACACCGUCAUUGAUGGCAGAAACUCUAUGGCCUUCACUGUUUCGAAUGAGUACCGAUGAAUCCGACCAAAUUAAAUGCAUUGUAGAUAUAGUUAGUUCUUAUAACAGGCAAAGAGUAUCAAUAAUAUGUGAGGCGGAGGCAUACGAUACUACGUACUCCAAGCUGUUAAAUUCUUUGUUGGAGGAGCUUGGAAAAAUCGGCUCAACAAUAGAAGACCAGCUGAUUCUUCAAGCAUUCUCAUCUCCAACCGGAGCAGAAGUGUCUUUGGAAGAGAAAUUAAUGAAGCUGAAGGGAAAGGCAUCUCCAAUCUUUAUUGUUCUAGGAUUGUCGUCGCAGGGAAGCGCUCAUUUUCUCAAAGAAGCAAAGACGAUGGGACUCUUCUAUGGAGAUUCUACUUGGAUAUUCGCUGAAGAACCAUUUGCCAAUCUCUUAACUUCAGUAGAACAUCCAGGAAUCUCCUCGACUCUUGAAGGCGCAAUAGGCGUAAUCACCUACCGUCCCAAAAACCAGGCAUAUAGAGAAUUCAGAUCCAAAUUCUUGAAUAUGUUCCAUCACAAGUAUGGAGAGAACUUCAAUUUCGAGCCAGGAAUCAAUGUUGUUCGAGCAUACGAUUGCAUUAAGACCUGUUGA